Papilio xuthus (Asian swallowtail) is the source of this 1682-nucleotide messenger RNA. RefSeq names its product Actin-related protein 2/3 complex, subunit 1A (gene Arpc1). Gene Ontology annotation, biological process: Arp2/3 complex-mediated actin nucleation. Gene Ontology annotation, cellular component: Arp2/3 protein complex; actin cytoskeleton. The transcript has 4 exons. The coding region runs from base 206 to 1330 and encodes 374 amino acids. Gene Ontology annotation, molecular function: actin filament binding. The record is from RefSeq and is a predicted model, not a curated record. Lineage: Eukaryota; Metazoa; Arthropoda; Insecta; Lepidoptera; Papilionidae.
UCACUGUCAAUUGCAUUACGUCACUUGACGUUGGACGUCAUAGUCAUUCAUAAAUCUUAUAUUCGAUAUUCGCUGUUUGCUGUGGUCGUUGUAUAAGGAAUUCGCGUAGACUGACCAGAGUCCGCGGAUUUCUAGUAUAUACUAGAGCAGAGCUGUUUCUUGAAGAUACAUAUUCAUUGUCCGGAAAGAACUUCCAGCAGUAAAGAUGUCGCAAACGCUAACUUUCGGUGACUCAUGCGCUCCGAUAACGUGCCACGCGUGGAACAAGGAUAGAACUCAAAUCGCAUUUUCACCCAACAACAAUGAAGUUCAUAUUUACCAAAAAGAGGGAAAUGAAUGGAAGCAAACCAAUAAUCUGGUGGAGCAUGAUUUGAGAGUUAUGGGCAUUGACUGGGCGCCCAACACUAAUCGAAUUGUUACUUGCUCAGUUGAUCGUAAUGCUUACGUGUGGACGCAGGGCGAUGAUGGGAAAUGGACCACUACACUGGUCCUUCUGCGUAUCAACCGUGCAGCCACUUGCGUAAAAUGGUCACCCGCAGAGAACAAGUUUGCUGUUGGUUCCGGUGCAAGAUUAAUUUCAAUUUGUUACUUUGAGAAAGAAAAUAACUGGUGGGUCUCCAAGCAUAUUAAAAAGCCCAUCCGCUCUACUGUGACUACAUUAGAUUGGCAUCCAAACAACAUACUUCUAGUUGCUGGUUCGGCGGACUUUAAAGUCAGGGUCUUCUCUGCCUACAUUAAAGAUAUUGAAGAUCAACCUGGUCCAAAUGUUUGGGGUUCCAAGUUGCCCUUGGGGCAACUGUUGGCUGAAUUCCCUAAUUCACCUUCGGGAGGUGGAUGGGUACAUAGUGUUUCUUUCUCUGCGGAUGGUAAUAAGGUGGCUUGGGUCGGACAUGAUAGCUCUAUCAGCAUCGCUGAUGCCACUCAAGGAAAGUCAAUGAUCAAAGUUAAGACUGAAUACCUGCCAUUUUUGGGAUGUAAUUGGAUUUCUAAUAACUCACUGUUGGUGGCGGGUCAUAGUUGCAUUCCAUUGCUUUACUGCCAUGAUGGUGAUGAAUUGCGUUUCGUAGCCAAGUUAGAUAAUACUCAGAGGAAGGAGUCUGGCGGCCUCUCCGCCAUGAAGAAGUUCCAGUCGCUGGAUCGUCAGGCCCGCAUUGAAACAAGUGACACUUACUUGGAUUCCAUUCAUCAGAAUGCAAUCACUUGUAUUAGCCUCUACAAAGGCACCAAGGCCAAUGCUAAGAAGUUUAGCACCUCCGGCCUGGAUGGUCAACUCGUCAUUUGGGAUUUGGAUUCUUUGGAGAGGUCGAUUGAGGGACUUAAAAUCGUUUAAUAACACAAACUGCAUUUAAUACUAUUAUUUUUUAUUUAUUAUAUAAUGGAUAAUAUAGUUAUCGUGCGAGCUCUGCAAUCACUCAAUAGGAAAAGAUCGAAAGGAGGAAAGCUGUGGGAAUUCACGAUCACAGUUGAAUCAGUCUAGCGCAGAAAUGAAUAACGUGAAGCGGUCAGCGGCGAGUGACGUCAGCUCUCCGAACGGUAAAAACUUUCAAAUAUACAGAAUAAAAUAUUAUUUAUAGGUACAACGUCUAUGAUUUAUACAAUUAAUUUUUUUUUAACAUUGUUAAUCAAAUAAUUUAUAUAAAUUAAAACAAUAAGACUACCACACACUAUAUAUAAUAGAUCAA